Plasmodium relictum is the source of this 1722-nucleotide messenger RNA. RefSeq names its product serine C-palmitoyltransferase, putative. The record is from RefSeq and is a predicted model, not a curated record. Gene Ontology annotation, molecular function: pyridoxal phosphate binding; serine C-palmitoyltransferase activity. Gene Ontology annotation, cellular component: serine palmitoyltransferase complex. NCBI's taxonomy places the organism in Eukaryota, Apicomplexa, Aconoidasida, Haemosporida, Plasmodiidae. Gene Ontology annotation, biological process: sphingosine biosynthetic process; ceramide biosynthetic process. The transcript has a single exon. Bases 1 to 1722 code for a protein of 573 amino acids.
AUGUCUCUGAAUAGACUAAUGGAUUAUAACUAUUUUGCAGGUUUUGAUAUUUUAAAAAAUUUUGAUAUUGUAAAUUACUUAAUAGCAGGUAUUGUACUUUUAGCUUUAGUAUUAGCUGUAUUUAACGAAGAUGCAUCAGCAGGAUCUCCAAGAUUGUCAUGGGUAUUAGGAGAAUUUCUACCUAUACAACAAAGUAUUUUUACUUUAAAUUCUAAUGUAGAAAAUAGAUUGUUUAAAAAAAAAAAUAGUAAAUUACAUACUUUUACUACAUAUCUAUAUAAGUUAUCUAUAGAAUUAAAAGAGUCAAUAUCAGAAGGAAACUUCAUGAAUUUAUUAAAAAAAAAGACGAAAAAUAUAAUAAAAAAAAUUAUAUUAUAUAAAAAUUUAUCAGUGUUAAAAUACAAAUCAGAGUCUAAAAGGCAUUUGUUUUAUAUGUUAGUAAAACAAAAGUACAAUUUACCUAUUCAAAAAGAUGAAUCGGAAAUGAAAAGUUAUUUAGACGGGAAAAGAGAAUUGAUUAGAUUAGGUAGAUGGUCUUUCAUGUGGAAAGUAUCAGAUGUUAAAAAUGAAUAUAUUUUGUGUGAAAAUAAUAAAGCCAGACCAAUAUCUUCAUAUUCUUAUCUUGAUUUUAUAAGAGAACCAUUAGUUCAAGAUGCUGCAAUAGAAGCAGCAAAGCAAUGGUCAACAGGAAACCAUGGCCCAAGAAUGUUGGGUGGAAAUAGUCAAAUAUUAAGAGAUUUAGAAAAAGUUGUUGCCAAUUUUUUUGGGCGCAAUGAUUCAAUUUUAGCUGUAUGUGGAUUUUUAGCUUGUAUGUCAGGUAUAGCAGCGGUUUCAACCCCAGAAGAUUUGGUUUUAUAUGAUAGUCGUACUCAUGCAUGUGUAAAAAUGGGAAUACAAGCAGGUGGUUCAAAAAAUUUUAUGUUCAAACACAAUGAUCUUAGUCAUUUAGAAUUGUUGUUAAUAAAGUACAGAAAUAAAUAUAGAAAUUGCUGGAUAUGUAUAGAAUCAGUAUAUUCAAUGGAUGGUGAUAUAGCUGACUUGCCAACAGUUAAAAAAUUAUGUAUAAAACAUAAUGCAAAGUUAUACUUAGAUGAAGCUCAUGGAUUAGGUGUAUUAGGAAAAACCGGAAGAGGGUUAGAAGAACAUUUUAAUAUGCCAGGUGCAGCUGAUAUUAUUGUUGGCACAUUUAGUAAAUCUAUAGGAGGGGUUGGAGGAUAUAUAGUAGCAUCUGAUGAAGUGGUAGAAUUCCUAGAUUUUCAUUGCAUUGGUAAUGUUUUCUCUGCGCCUCUACCUGCUUACUGUGCAGGAGGUGCAAUGAAAGCUUUUGAACUAAUUGAUUCUCAACCAUGGAGGAUAGAGAAACUUAAAUUUAAUGCAAAAUAUUUAAGAAAUGGAUUAAAGACUGGGAUGGGCCACUGGCCAAAAGAUUACCCAGAAAGUUAUAAAUAUAUCAUAGAGGGAGAUGAUGCUACUAGUGUAAUACCUGUUAUUUUUCCUAAUGAUCCUGAUAGAUUAUUUAAAAUUAGUAACGUUUUGUUAAAAAUGAAUUGGAUGAUUUCUGCUGUAGUUUAUCCUGCUUGCCCAUUAAGAUAUCCAAGAUUUAGAGUUACAGCAACAUCUGCUUACUCAGUAGAAUAUAUGAAUCAGUUCAUUCGUGAUAUAGUAUAUGCUACAGUUAGCGUGAAACCAUCUCCAUUUGAAAAAGAAUUAAUAUCCGUAUAG